GCGCACCCGGAAGCCUCCGGUGCAAGUUUCAGUUGUGGACCGUGCAUCCAUAUGCCAGAUUGCGCUGAACGUCUUAAUGUGAUUCAGCGUUAGGCGCCUUUUCUUUCCAGUAGUGUUUGCAACAAUGAUGUCGCUAGACUUUCUAGACGAUGUUCGGCGCAUGAAUAAGCGUCAGCUCUAUUACCAGGUGCUGAACUUUGGUAUGAUUGUUUCCUCUGCCCUGAUGAUCUGGAAGGGACUGAUGGUUGUCACUGGUAGUGAGAGUCCAAUUGUUGUUGUCCUCAGUGGGAGUAUGGAGCCAGCUUUCCACAGGGGAGACCUGCUGUUUCUGACCAACCGGGUAGAGGAUCCCAUCCGAGUCGGAGAGAUUGUUGUCUUCAGGAUAGAGGGCAGAGAGAUCCCAAUAGUACACAGAGUACUAAAGAUCCAUGAAAAGGAAAAUGGUGACAUUAAGUUUUUGACCAAAGGGGACAACAAUGCAGUGGACGACAGAGGACUUUACAAGCAGGGCCAGCACUGGCUGGAGAAAAAAGAUGUGGUGGGACGAGCUAGGGGGUUUGUGCCAUACAUUGGAAUUGUUACCAUUCUCAUGAAUGAUUACCCCAAGUUCAAAUAUGCUGUUCUCUUCAUGCUGGGUCUCUUUGUGUUGGUCCACCGAGAGUGAGAUGCCCAAACUUCACAACUCAAAAAAAACAAACCACGUCCAGGAAACCUCACGCAUGCCUUUCAAAACAGAAUUAAGUUAGAUUUUGUCAAACCCAACUGGCUUUUUUGUACCAUUUGUGUGAACAUUUUGUAGAAAUGUGGAUAGGGUGUUUUACAUUUGAAAAAUUGAAGCUUUAAAAAUAUUUUUGUUAGGGAAUCAGGCUACAUCUAGUUUGAAAUGCAUCUUUAUUUGUAAUCCGGAGAAUGUGAAACUGCAUUCAUCAAGAUGAACCAGUUUUUUUUCCUGUUGAUUCAUUUUAUGAAAACUGGAUAUGAAUGAUAUUAAAUAUGAAAUCUGGUUUUGAUCCACGAUAAUCCACAGAUUAUUUUAACUCUGUCUCAUUUUCUCUUGUCUCUGUGUUACAUUAAAAGCCAUUGUUCACCCUGCA
Messenger RNA from Pungitius pungitius (ninespine stickleback), 1094 nucleotides. It is a transcript of the gene sec11a, whose product is annotated as SEC11 homolog A, signal peptidase complex subunit. Bases 125 to 664 code for a protein of 179 amino acids. Gene Ontology annotation, cellular component: membrane; signal peptidase complex. The transcript has 6 exons. Lineage: Eukaryota; Metazoa; Chordata; Actinopteri; Perciformes; Gasterosteidae. Gene Ontology annotation, molecular function: serine-type endopeptidase activity. The record is from RefSeq and is a predicted model, not a curated record.